AUACGAGAUGCUCCAUUCUUCUUUCUUGUCCAGUUUCGUCGCGCCUAGUUCUCGUUUCGAUCAUAUCCGCCGCUACUAGCCAUGACGGAUGUAGGAGAGUCUUGUGAGUCUCCCGCCGCCGAUGAUGGUUCUGGACCAGGUAGGGACCCCACCGUGGAGGUCCGUAGAUCCGCUCUAGAUAUCUUUGCGGUCUCCCACCGCAGUCGCAACACCAUCACAACCCGUAUCUACUCCCGCUCCCUAUGUACCUCCGCCCGCUGUCGCUUCAUCUAGCCGGGGCCCUUGGGUUUCAGACUGCGAGACAGCCACGACCGCGCGUUACACGGUCGAGUGUGCUUCCACGAUUUCAUAUGGGAAAAAGGCACGCCACGGAAAGUACACCCAGAGCACGAUAGUCCUCGGCGGGAAGCUACGUCGACCGUCGCCGCCUCGCACGUUGCCUGAACCUCAGGCCCCCGCUAUUCCAGAACCUGAGCCGCCAAAACUCUCGAAGAAAGAACUCAUUGAGCAGAAGUAUCUCAUGGCUGAGCACAAGUAUAAGACCUGCUGGCUUCCAUUUUUCCCUUGGCUUCUGUUAACAAAAAUGAAAGACGGUUACCCUGCGUUGAAGUGCAGUAUGUGCAAGGCUUUCGGCAAUGAGAUAACACCGUACUCCAACAGCUGCGACAGGGCACGUGACCUGCAGACGCAAGCGAUGCGGUUCCACGAACACACGUCAGCCCACGAAGUAGCAGUCAAGCGUCAGAUGGAGAUCGCCGAAGACAUCGCAAGCACCCUGAGGAGCAUGGAGAAUUACGCGCGUACUGACAUUGAGGGGAAGCACGUCAUGAGGCUCCUACGAUGCGUCGACUUCCUGUGCAAGUGUGAUGCACCCAUCAGCAUGUACCCGAGGCUACUCCGCUUCAUGGCCGAGCAGGAGACCCCAGACAUUCCGCUGCAGUCUUACGGAGUCUACCUGACACGGUAUGGCUUCUGUUAGCUCGUCAACAGCUUGGCAUCCUACCUACAGCACCGACAAAUGCAACACAUUCUCGCCUCACCCUACCUCGGCAUCAGCUGCGACGAGAGCACUGACCAUACUCGCGGUAAACAUCUCAUUGUUUAUCUAACCUUCCUGCGUGCGCAUCGUGUUGUCACAGAGUUUUUUGCUCUCUUGACCGUCGAAAAGUGCGACGCCGCGUCUCUCCUCACUGUUCUUCUGGCGCACUUGCGAGCAACUGGCAUCGACCUGUCCCGAAUCACCGGCAUGAGCACCGACGACGCCUCUGUCAUGGUCGGCCGAGACAAUGGUCUCGUCGCCCGACUUCGCGAGCACAUCCCCCAUCUCAUCUCUUCGUGCUACAUCGCGCACAGGUUAAACCACUUGUCAUUUCAGUAGCUUAGGUUUCCUACAACUGCUUGACUAAAAUUCCUGUGUGUGCACCAUGCAGGGAAGCCCUAGCGGUGAAGGACGCCGCCACUGCUUCUCCAGACUUCGACAUGGUCGACCUUGUGAUUCGGACUCUGGCCGAUCUUCUGGGACGUUCAUGUGUCUGGAGUCAACGCUUCAAGUACCUGCAGCGGGCAAUACACAACACCAACCUUGAAGUGCAAGGCAUUCACACCGUGCGAUGGCUUUCAAGGGGUGAGGCUGUGCGGCGCCUCUGUAAGGUCCUUGGCGCCGCUAUCAUUCUGUUUCAUGAGUACGGGCAUGAGCUGUAUGAAGUCGUCAUCUGUUACAAGUUCCAGUUCUGUCUUUACUUCCUGGCGGACGUGCUCGGAGUGAUGAAUGAGCUCAACCUCAAAUUCCAGAAGAGGGAGGUCGAUGUCACGGAAGUGACAAAGGACAUCGACGAGGCGACAGGGGACCUCCGCCACCGCUACCUGGAGUGCGGAGAGGUGUUCGGUGGGGGGGUCGAAGGCACGUGGCUUUCGGCUUUCUUGGCUGUCUACGGGCGCGGAGGGAGCAAACGCGUAAAGGUGCGGGGCAUCGACGGCAACCCAGUCACGCACACCUACACCAUGCACGAGAAGCAGAUCGACGGGCAUGCCUUCCACAGCAAGUACCCCGAUUGCGAGCGUCUCUGCACGCAGUUCACGAAGGACACGAUAAGCUUCUUGAAGACGAGGAUGCUGGACCUGAACAAUCUCGCCCCGACGAAGCUCUUCCGCGUGUCGAAGUGGCCCCGGAUGAAGCAGCAGAGAGAGAAGAAGCUGAAGGAGUACCUACAUGGCUGCAGUGCCCUUUUCGACAACAGGCUGUCAGGCUUUGCCUUGCAAGCUACGCAAAAAGUGCUGGUUACGUGGGCGCCACAAAUGCUGAGCCACCAUGCUGAUGAGGGAUUCCAUCAAGGCCUGACGAACUACCUCGGCUCGACAGAGUCGACCUUGCGUGCACUGUCCUGCCGCUUAGCACAGUGGAGUGUGAACGAGGCUUCUCGCGGCAGAACGUCAUCAAGUCAUGGGUGCGGGGUGCGUUGUGCAAUGCGUGCCUCAUCGAGCUGAUGGUAAUUUCCUUGCUGCAGUAUAAGAUUGACUGGGACGAGGCCCUUGAGUGUUGGCGCGAGAAGCUGAGGCGCCCUGCUAAGUCUGUUCUGUUUGCCUCAACGGAGAGGAAGCGUAAGGCCAAGGCGAUUGAGGGGUCAGAAGGGAGGGUGGAGGAGGAGGCAGUCCCCGACUACAUGGGGGAUUGGGCAGAGGAUGAGGGAGAGGAGGGGGUAGAGGGGGGAGAGGUUCAUCCUGAAGUGGAAGACAACCCGUUUCUGUCCGAUGACGAGGCAGAGGACAAAGUGAACAUGGAUGGCUCACAAUUUUAGUAAAGGGUAGAUAGUGGCGUGGAAUCUUGUGAAGUCUAGAUAGACUAGACUAGAUAGAGGACUUAAUUAACUGAAUCUGUAGAC
Molecule: messenger RNA, 2879 nt
Organism: Closterium sp. NIES-67
Lineage: Eukaryota; Viridiplantae; Streptophyta; Zygnematophyceae; Desmidiales; Closteriaceae
Source: the annotation of a GenBank genome assembly